AUGAACUUAGAACAGUACUACUCUUCUGAGUAUUCGCUUAACUCUCCUUCUUCUUCGUCGGGUACGGACCGAAGAUUAGGUUCAUACAGCAGCUUCGAAUCAAACCAGGGUUCCUCAUUCUUGUCGUCGCCAACUCAAUUGGUGUCACAUAAGAAAAGGGCAGGCAGAAAGAAGUUUAAGGAAACCAGACACCCAAUUUAUAGAGGAGUGAGAGAAAGGAAAAAUGAUAAGUGGGUUUGUGAAGUUAGAGAACCAGGUAACAGCAAAUCAAGAAUUUGGCUCGGAACGCAUGAUACUCCUGAAAUGGCAGCCAGAGCUUACGACGUUGCUGCAUUAGCUCUUAGAGGUGAAUCGACUCCAUUGAAUUUUGAAGAUUCAUUGUGGCGCUUACCGCGCGCUAAGUCAUCGUCUGCCAAAGACAUUCAAUCUGCUAUUGCUGAAUCUUAUCAAGCUUUACUGUCUACUGAGUCACAACCGUCAUCCAUGACGGGAAAUUCGUCACAAUCUUCUACUUUCCAAUUUUCCAGGCGGGUCGAAAAUAAUGUUGAAGAAAUUCAAGAAAGUUCUUCGAGAGGGACGUUUUUGGAUGAAGAAGCGUUGUUUAAUAUGCCGUCACUAAUGGCCAGCAUGGCGCAAGGAAUGCUACUUGAUCCACCACAGGAAGGUUACUUUUUCGACGACGUGGAAUGCAGCGUGGACUACGGCAGUUUGUGGAGUGACUAA
Molecule: messenger RNA, 723 nt
Organism: Papaver somniferum (opium poppy)
Lineage: Eukaryota; Viridiplantae; Streptophyta; Magnoliopsida; Ranunculales; Papaveraceae
Product: dehydration-responsive element-binding protein 1A-like
Exons: 1
Coding region: 1-723 (240 amino acids)
Biological process (GO): regulation of DNA-templated transcription
Molecular function (GO): DNA-binding transcription factor activity; DNA binding
Source: RefSeq, a predicted model, not a curated record